This is a messenger RNA of Miniopterus natalensis, 3247 nucleotides long. NCBI's taxonomy places the organism in Eukaryota, Metazoa, Chordata, Mammalia, Chiroptera, Miniopteridae. The record is from RefSeq and is a predicted model, not a curated record.
CUGAGUCUUCAAAGAUAGAUGUUUGCCAGUCAGAGAGCUGAGGGAAGGUUUCGGGAAAUGCACUUCCUGGCUUGCUACCUGCACUCUUACCAUGCAAGUGGAGUUGGGAGACCCAUUCAGAACUCCAGCCCUGCCUCUGUGCCUUCCCUAGCUAUUGGAAGCAGCUGAGGAUGGGGUGCCCCAAGGGGUCUAUCUUUGCUCUGUCCCACACUGGUAAACUCUGACAGUCUUUCUAAUCUUAGUUCUCUAAUCUCUCUUCUCUUUUCCAGAAUGGACAGGCCUCAGGGGAAGAAGCUGGACUUCAGCUAUCCAAGGAUGAGGGCGUCCUCAAGGAGAUCUCCAUCACGCACCAUGUCAAGGCUGGCUCUGAGAAGGCCGACCCAUCCCAUUUUGAGCUGCUCAAGGUUCUGGGCCAGGGAUCCUUUGGAAAAGUCUUCCUGGUGCGGAAGGUCACCCGGCCUGAUAGUGGGCACCUGUAUGCCAUGAAGGUACUAAAGAAGGCAACACUGAAAGUGCGUGACCGCGUUCGGACCAAGAUGGAGAGAGACAUCCUGGCUGAUGUAAACCACCCAUUUGUGGUGAAGCUGCACUAUGCCUUCCAGACUGAGGGCAAGCUCUAUCUUAUUCUGGACUUCCUGCGUGGCGGGGACCUCUUCACACGGCUCUCCAAAGAGGUUAUGUUCACGGAGGAGGACGUGAAGUUUUACCUGGCUGAGCUCGCCCUGGGCCUGGACCACCUGCACAGCCUGGGCAUCAUUUACAGAGACCUCAAGCCUGAGAACAUCCUUCUCGAUGAGGAGGGCCACAUCAAACUCACUGACUUCGGCUUGAGCAAGGAAGCCAUUGACCAUGAGAAGAAGGCCUAUUCCUUCUGUGGGACGGUGGAGUACAUGGCCCCUGAGGUCGUCAACCGCCAGGGCCACACCCACAGUGCAGAUUGGUGGUCCUAUGGGGUGUUGAUGUUUGAGAUGCUGACAGGCUCCCUGCCCUUCCAGGGGAAGGACCGGAAGGAGACCAUGACACUGAUUCUGAAGGCGAAGCUAGGCAUGCCCCAGUUUCUGAGCACGGAAGCCCAGAGCCUCCUGCGGGCCCUGUUCAAGCGGAAUCCUGCCAACCGGCUCGGCUCCGGCCCUGAUGGGGCAGAGGAAAUCAAGCGACAUGUCUUCUACUCCACCAUCGACUGGAAUAAGCUGUACCGUCGUGAAAUCAAGCCACCCUUCAAGCCGGCCGUGGCACAACCCGAUGACACCUUGUACUUUGACACUGAGUUCACAUCCCGUACACCAAAGGACUCCCCGGGCAUUCCCCCCAGUGCUGGCGCCCAUCAGCUGUUCCGUGGCUUCAGCUUCGUGGCUACUGGCCUGAUGGAGGAUGACGGCAAGACGCGGGCCACCCAGGCGCCACUGCACUCAGUGGUACAGCAACUGCAUGGGAAGAACCUGGUUUUUAGUGACGGCUACGUGGUGAAGGAGACAAUUGGUGUGGGCUCCUACUCCGUGUGCAAGCGCUGUGUCCACAAGGCCACCAACAUGGAGUAUGCUGUCAAGGUCAUUGACAAGAGCAAGCGGGAUCCCUCGGAAGAAAUUGAGAUUCUUCUGCGGUAUGGGCAGCACCCCAAUAUCAUCACUCUAAAAGAUGUGUAUGAUGACGGCAAACACGUGUACCUGGUGACAGAGCUGAUGCGGGGUGGGGAGCUGCUGGACAAGAUCCUACGGCAGAAAUUCUUCUCGGAGCGGGAGGCCAGCUUCGUCCUGCACACAAUCAGCAAAACCGUGGAGUAUCUGCACUCCCAGGGGGUUGUACAUAGGGACCUCAAACCCAGCAAUAUCCUCUAUGUGGACGAGUCUGGGAACCCCGAGUGCCUGCGCAUCUGUGACUUUGGCUUCGCCAAGCAGCUGCGGGCUGAGAAUGGGCUCCUCAUGACACCUUGCUACACUGCCAACUUCGUGGCACCUGAGGUGCUGAAGCGCCAGGGCUACGAUGAAGGCUGUGACAUCUGGAGCCUGGGCAUUCUGCUGUAUACCAUGCUGGCGGGAUACACUCCAUUUGCCAACGGACCCAAUGACACACCAGAGGAAAUCCUGACCCGGAUAGGCAGUGGGAAGUUCACCCUCAGUGGAGGAAAUUGGAACACAGUUUCAGAGACAGCCAAGGACCUGGUAUCCAAGAUGCUGCACGUGGACCCCCACCAGCGCCUCACAGCUAAGCAGGUCCUGCAGCACCCAUGGAUUACUCAGAAAGACAAGCUUCCUCAGAGCCAGCUAUCCCACCAGGACCUACAACUAGUGAAGGGAGCCAUGGCAGCUACAUACUCUGCACUCAACAGCUCCAAGCCCACCCCUCAGCUGAAGCCCAUCGAGUCAUCUAUCCUCGCACAGCGGCGGGUGAGGAAGCUGCCGUCCACCACCCUGUGAGGGGCCAGGGCAUCCAGGCUGCAGGGCGGUGCGAGCUCAGUGGAGGCGGCAUACUUCCCGGAGAGAGCGGCCUGAGUCACAGGGCCAGAGGAAGCAGAGCCCUGAGGGGCCCAGGAAGCAGCCGGCCCAGACCACCCCAGCGAGGGUGUGAGAAGUGCCUUCUCCUUCCCAAGGACAGACUCUUCUCGGCUCAGGCUCUGCUGGUUGAAAUCGAUUCACUGUACAAACUCUUUAUCUUUUUUUAAGGAAAAAUGACAUCAACCACCAUGGAUUUUUAUAAGAUCCAUUUGCCUUUCUCAGAGUGGAAAUAGCCAGUGCAGCCCCAGGAGGAACACUGAGUCACACUAGGGCUCACUGCGGUUGAGACUCCUUAGAGCAAUUUUGCGGUCCUGCCCUGGAGACCCCACAAUUGGCCUUCUGUAGCCAUCUGUACCCACCUCCGAGGCAGUCCAGCAUCAACUUCCAGAGCCCUUGGCUAUUUAUCAGAACUUGCUCUAUCCUUGGUCAGCUCAUUUUCCAUACUGUUCUGCUGGGGGGUCUGGAACCACUUCCUGCUAGAGAAGACCAAGGCCCUGUGGCUCCCAGUUCCAGGCACCAGCAUCCACAUCAGCCCUUCCAGUGGGUCCCCUGCAGUUAGGUUGGGUUGCUCCCAGAGGAGGAUCCAGAAUGCACUUUUUGACUGAAUUCUAGUGGAAUCUGCCACAGGACAGAGUACACAGGAGGCCUGUGGGGUGGGCCAGGGGGGCAGGGGCUUUUUUUCAUUUCUUCCUCAGCUGGUAACUCAGGGUUCAUCUGUCCAUGGCCUUUCUAAUAAACUUACAGUUGAAUUGAAA